AUGCUCCGCUCACCAACCCGUACUUCAUUCUCCCCGCCCCCGUCUCCCACUUCGCCCUCUAAAAAGUCCAGGCUAGGCAUGGCUGGUGUCGCAAAUCUCUUCAUUCGCAUCAAGCGCCUCGAAGAAAGCGCCCUCGGGAGACACAUCACCGUAAUUUCAUCCGGCGAGCCAAAGACACAGCCGUCCAUGACAGAUGCCUGCAUAGGCCACGACAAGCUCCCAGUGGAAUACGUCGACCACUUUGUCUGUGUCGGAGGCGUGAACAUCGCUCUCCUGUUGCGCGCCACUAGGUCGGCGCUCGUGGAACACAUCGAGGACUUCGGCGCAAACGGACUUAUCAAUGAGAUGUGGGAGUGCACGAUCUCAGGUCCGAAGCAGAUGCACAACGGCGCCUACAAGAUUCGGGUACGGUAUAUUGCAGACGCAGUCAAGUCCUCAGUCCCGGAUCCUCGACGACCUGUGGCUCUAGACAAGGCCAAGGGUAUCCCAGGUCUCAUGACCAUCAUCAAAAGGGGCGACGACUAA
Messenger RNA from Psilocybe cubensis, 525 nucleotides. RefSeq lists its product as uncharacterized. NCBI's taxonomy places the organism in Eukaryota, Fungi, Basidiomycota, Agaricomycetes, Agaricales, Agrocybaceae. The transcript has 3 exons. The record is from RefSeq and is a predicted model, not a curated record. Bases 1 to 525 code for a protein of 174 amino acids.